Brettanomyces bruxellensis is the source of this 1104-nucleotide messenger RNA. RefSeq lists its product as uncharacterized. The transcript has a single exon. NCBI's taxonomy places the organism in Eukaryota, Fungi, Ascomycota, Pichiomycetes, Pichiales, Pichiaceae. Bases 1 to 1104 code for a protein of 367 amino acids. The record is from RefSeq and is a predicted model, not a curated record.
AUGAUGAAAGCUCUUACUUACCUCAAGCCUGGUCUCAUUAAGUGGCAAUCAGUGGCCAAGCCAAAGCUUUUGAAACCUACUGAUGUUGUUGGAAAGUUGCUUGCUACAACUAUCUGUGGCUCGGAUCUUCAUAUUAUCAAGGGUGACUGUCCAGAGACCACUGAAAUUGCCGAAAAAGCUGAAAAUAAGGGAAGAGGUAUUAUUUUAGGCCACGAGGGAAUUAUCAAGGUGGAGCAGACAGGUUCCGAUGUCACCAAGUUCAAGCCAGGUGAUGUUUGCAUUGUUUCCUGCAUCACUUCAUGUGGAAAAUGCUAUUACUGCAAGAACAACCUUCAGGCACACUGCUCAAACUCAGAGGGUACCUCUGGAUGGAUUCUCGGUCAUGAGAUUGACGGAACUCAAGCUCAAUAUAUGAGAGUGCCAUUUGCCGACUACUCAUUAUACAAGGCUCCUGCCAACCUGUCAUACGACUCGUUGUUAAUGUUGAGUGAUAUUUUGCCAACAUCUUAUGAGGUCGGAGUUUUAAAUGGACAGGUGAAAGAAGGUGAUUCCGUCGCAGUUGUUGGUCUUGGACCUGUUGGAUUAUCUGCAUUGUUGGGUGCAAAGGCUCUUAAGCCAAAGGAAAUUAUUGCAAUUGAUAUGGAUGAUGCAAGAUUGGAGGUUGCAAAGAAACUUGGUGCCACAAAGACCAUCAAUCCUUCUAAGCAGAAUGCUAUCGAGACUGUCAGACAGCUCACAACUACUUCAGACAGAGAGCCUGGUGUUGAUGUUGCAAUUGAGUGUGUCGGUGUGCCAGCUACUUUUGAGAUGUGCGAGGAUUUGAUUGGCCCAGGUGGUGCAGUCGCUAACGUCGGUGUUCAUGGAAAGCCAGUCUCUUUGAAAUUGCAGGACUUAUGGAUCAAGAAUGUGAGAAUUACCACCGGAUUGGUUUCUGCUUACUCAACUGAAGAGUUGCUCCAUAAGGUGAUCAAGGGUGAUUUAGAUCCUUCAUCUUUGGUUACUCACCACUUCAAGAUGAGCGAGUUCGAGAAGGCCUAUGAUGUUUUCAAGAAUGCAGCCAAGAACAACGCUAUAAAAAUUGUUCUUAAUAACGAUGAAGCUUGA